Mycena citricolor is the source of this 1990-nucleotide messenger RNA. The record is from the annotation of a GenBank genome assembly. Lineage: Eukaryota; Fungi; Basidiomycota; Agaricomycetes; Agaricales; Mycenaceae.
ACAAAGCCAAGCAAAUCUGCCAGAAAUCGGUGCACCACGCGUCGUCCCCAGUGUGGUAUAGAGGAACACGAAAAUGCGAAGCUCUCGGAUGUAAAAUAAACGCGGUUUAUGCGAUGAGUCUGCAGAAAAGCCCAUUUGUCAACAUGACCUCUUACAGAAUUGCUGACUGUCAGUCUUUCACCUCGAAUGCGAGGGGACAUCGUGACAGCGGCUCUCUCGCUGCUCAAGAACUGCUCCGCCGAUUCCACCCACCGAUUUUCCGAAAAGGCUGACCCGUCCAACUGAGUCGACGCCCAGAUGAGCUAUUCGGAUUUGGCGGAACUGGCUGCGUGCGUGGACAGCUUCGUUCAUUCUUCUUGUUUGGAACUGCGCAAAUGUGAACAUCGAUAUCAAACGCGGAAUGUUCGCAUGCGAAUACAUGACGCUGCGGAUUAUAUCUCCAAAAGGUUACGAAGCGAUCCAACUGAGAAGAGCAGGCGCCUUUGGACGCCCGAUCCGGCUGCAGCUGGCCCGGUUCCGAAUGUUCGAGACGGGUUCUUUUGUCUUCGGGCUCGCAUCAUGAGCGGGGUGAAUUCCUCAUUGCGUGCCCUGGCUCAUUUAGGUUGUACCAUGCAUCUAGUUGAGUUUGGUAUAAAAUCUAACACCCUUGCGACAAAUCUGCAUCAUCUGCAACUCUCGCCCCGAUUUUAUCUCGACCCCAAGCGACUGAAUAUGAAGGUACUGGCUAUUGUGUAUGACGGUGGUGAAGCUGCGGUAAAAGAGCCCCGUUUGCUUGGGACGACGGAAAAUAAACUGGGGCUCGCCGACUGGCUUGUUGCGCAGGGACACGAGCUCGUCGUAUCCAGUAGCAAAGAUGGCCCGGACAGUCAUUUCGAGCAGCACAUCGUUGAUGCUGAAGUGCUCAUCACCACCCCAUUUCAUCCCGGGUAUCUCACCCGCGAGCUUAUGGACAAGGCGAAGGAGCUUAAGAUCUGCAUCACCGCCGGAGUAGGCUCGGACCACAUUGACCUCGACGCCGCCGUCGACCACCACAUCCAAGUCCUCGAAGUAUCGGGCUCGAAUGUCGUAUCCGUCGCCGAGCACGUCGUCAUGUCCAUUCUCAUUCUCGUUCGCAACUUUGUGCCCGCACACGAAAUGAUUGAGCGCGGUGACUGGCAAGUGUCAGACAUUGCCCGCGACGCAUUUGAUCUCGAGGGCAAGGUCGUCGGGACCAUCGGAGCGGGUCGCAUCGGGUACCGCGUCCUGCAGCGGUUGCAGCCAUUCAACUUGAAGGGUUAUCUGUACUAUGACUACAAUCCUCUUUCGGAAGAUGCGACGAAGGCAGUGAAAGCUACUCGAAUUUUGGAUCUUAAGGCAUAUCUAUCUCCUCACUACCAUUCCAAUAUACUGAAUCACUGCGACAUUGUCACCGUCAACGCUCCACUGCACGAAGACACCCGGAAUCUCAUCAACGACGAGCUCCUCUCGUACUUCAAGCCCGGCGCCUGGCUCGUGAACACCGCCCGCGGUGCGAUCUGUGACAAAGACGCCGUGGCACGCGCGCUCGCCAGCGGCCGCCUGCGCGGCUACUCCGGCGACGUAUGGGACGUCCAGCCGGCGCCGCAGGACCACCUCUGGCGCACGAUGAAAAAUCCGCUCGGCGGCGGGAACGCUAUGGUUCCGCAUUAUGCCGGCUCGACGCUCGAUGCGCAGGUCCGCUAUGCCGAGGGCACCAAGGUGAUUCUGGCGAACUAUAUCCACGGCAAGGAGCAGGAUCCGCAUAAUAUCAUUGUGGGCACCGGGAAGUACCAUAGCAAUGCUUACGGGCAGCGUGGAAAUAUCGUCUAGCUUCUCUGUAGCCAUCUUGUCUCAUCUGACACGCGUGUAAUGGAGAUUGAUUGAGUCCCAGAGCUUGGCCUAGAAUCGACCAGGUCACGCGUUGGGGUUGAAAUUUGGAUCACGUGGCUUUGUUGGACUCGUGUUGGGGCUUGGUCCGCAGUCUUGAAGUAGC